AUGGAAAAUAAUAUCCGUCAAAUAUCAAGUCAACAACAGAGGUCAAGAAGGGCCGAAAAUGAAAGGAAGAGGAGACAAAAUAUGAGCAACGAGCAGAGAGAAAACAAUUUGUCAAGACGACGUGAAAAUUAUAGGCGGCGAAAAGAGCAAGAGAAACAAGCUCAAACAUCUCGCCAUAUAAACAGUCAGUCGAGAGUUCCGUUUCAAAAUUUUACAAAUAUGACUUUUCCAAGAUCACACUUUCAAGGAACUCAUGACAGUGAAGCCGGUCCAAGUAGAAUUACACAUGUUAAUGAUGUUGCACUUGAUCGUAAUUGUACAUCACCUAAUCAACAAAACAUCACGAGUCAAUCCGAUACAGAUGAUAUGGAUGUUGAUGAAGCUUUAGAGGAUGCAGUAAUAUCAUAUGUUAACAUGGAUGCCAGAGAAAAUGGUGCAUUAUCACGUCGUCCUCAAGAAAUUCUUGCAUCUGGUCGUGGUAUAUACACGUUUCGUGCUCAAGGUGCUUUUUACCAUAACAUAGGAGGUUUCUAUCCAAAUGAGGGUGUCAGACCGCGUUUCUUACAACUAUACAUCUACGACACCGAUAACGAGCUACAUAAUAGAAUGCAGGAAAAUCCACAGCUGCACCAAAAUGUAGUUCACAAAUUACAGAAAAUGCUCCAUCAGUUUAAUCCUUUUGUAAUUAGGUUCAAGCAACUUUCAAUACUUCCAAAUAUCAGUGAAUGUAGCCUCAUACUUAAAGAGCGUCCACGUAAUCACCAUCAAUACAAUCUUCCAACUGCUGAACAAGUUGCGGCAAUUAUUGUUGGAUGUGAUGCAGAUUCUUUGGAUUAUGGAAGGGAUAUUAAUGUCAUUCGUUGUGAUGGAAAUCUCAAGAAAGUUCAAGAGACAAAGGGAUAUUAUGAUCCUUUGCAAUACCCUGUAUUGUUUCCAUUUGGGACGCUUGGUUGGGACAUCAACACAACAAAUUGCAAUGGACGAAGAGUGUCAUGUCGAGCAUAUUACAGUUACAUGCUUCAAAUUCGCCCAAAUGAUCAAUCAAUGUUGUUAAAUGCGGGUCGACUGUUGCAACAAUAUGUUGUAGACAAUUAUGUCAAAAUUGAAUCAGGGAGAUUAAGGUGGAUUAAAGAGCACCAAAGUGAUAUACGUUCUGAAUUGUACCAAGGUUUACAUGAUGCUUUGCAUGUUGGUGAAACUAAUGCAGAGAACAUUGGAAAAAGAACAAUAUUGCCAUCAUCAUUUAUUGGCAGUCGUCGAGACAUGACACAACGUUAUGAAGAUGGCAUGGCUAUUGUUCUUAAUGGCGGUAAACCAGAUAUUUUUCUAACAAUGACAUGCAAUCCUUCUUGGAGUGAGAUAACAUCAGAACUUUUGCCUUUUCAAACACCACAAGAUCGUCCAGAUUUGCUAACAAGAAUAUUUCGUUCGAAAUUUGAGAAAUUGAAGGAUGAUGUUAUUAAUAAAGGAGUCUUGGGUAAAGUUAAAAGCUACAUGUAUGUCACUGAAUUUCAAAAGCGAGGACUGCCGCAUGUGCAUAUGUUAUUGGUCUUAGAAAGUAACGAUAAGUUGCGUGACCCAAAAGAUUAUGAUAGUAUGGUAAGAGCAGAAAUACCUAAAUUAGAAUGUGAACCACAGUUGCAUGAAGCUGUUGUAAGACAUAUGAUCCACAGACCUUGCGGCAUAAUCAACCGAAAGUCUCCAUGUAUGAAAGACGGACAUUGUAAAAAAAGGUAUCCCAAACAGUUCUUGGAUGAAACACGUCAAGGCACUGACUCAUAUCCCGAGUAUAGGAGAAGGUUUGAUGAGUCUGUAUCGUUAGGUAAAGAUAGGUCUGUCGAUAAUAGAUGGGUGGUUCCUUAUAACCCUUGGUUACUGUUAAAGUAUGACUGUCACAUCAAUGUAGAGAUUUGCAGUAGCAUUAAAAGUAUCAAGUAUCUAUACAAAUAUGUGUACAAGGGCCCUGAUCGUGUGGCUAUGGAGGUUCAUAAAGGAUCAUACAUGGAUGAAGUUCAGCAAUAUGUUGAUGCAAGAUGGAUUUGUGCUCCCGAGGCAUUAUGGAAAAUAUUUGAUUCACUCUUUACCGAUUAUAUCCUUCGGUUGAAAGAUUGCAGAUCCACUUGCCGAACCGCCAUCAAGUGCGCUUUUAUGAUCAUCAGCAAAUUGCAGAUGUGUUAA
This is a messenger RNA of Lathyrus oleraceus (garden pea), 2178 nucleotides long. RefSeq lists its product as uncharacterized. Lineage: Eukaryota; Viridiplantae; Streptophyta; Magnoliopsida; Fabales; Fabaceae. The transcript has 6 exons. The record is from RefSeq and is a predicted model, not a curated record. The coding region runs from base 1 to 2178 and encodes 725 amino acids.